AUGUCUAAUAACAAAAGCAAAUCCAACAAGCUGCAACCUCAGCAGCAACAGCAACAACAACAAAAACCCACAGCAUCAGCAUCAUCAACACCAAAAACACCAGUGCAAUCCACAACAGCUCCUAUAUUCACACCAGCUACCAACUCCACCACCCCCUUGAAUCUCGUCACUUAUUUCGGCAGAGUUUACACCUUGUACGACGCCCUUUUGCUAGUAGAAGCAUGCAGACUCAAUAUUUUACCCACCAUAGAUCGAAGAUUAACCACUUAUGAACGAGUUAAAUUUAUAAAACCAAAUUGCAUCUUUGUGUGGAACGAAACACGAAGUGGGAUGAAGCGAUGGACCGAUGGUAAAUUAUGGUCAGCUUCUAAAGUAUUGUUUGGAAAUUUCCUACAAUAUCGAGAAAUUAACCGAGUUACGAAAAAACCAGAAUUCUAUGGUUUGGUCAAGCAAUCUUUUAGUUUGACUACCAAUGAUGGUCAACGAUACCAUUUGAUUUCGUAUUAUCAGUUGAAUAAACCAAAUGACCCAAAGUUUCAUCUUCAACAACAACAACUCAAGCAAUUGUAUGCUAAUGGCACCACCAACGCGACAACAACAGCACCAACAACAGCAACAGCAACAGCAACAGCAACCGUUGCUCGCUCGAGUUCAUCAUUAUCAUCAUCGUCUACGGCAUCAUCACCAUCAUCACCAUCAUCACCGUCGUCUUCUUCACUUCCAUCAGCCAACAUAUCCUCUGUGUCUACUCCAGGUCAUGACAACAUCGACUGGAAUAGGACAUUGAAGAAACGCAAACUAGGAGAUCACUCACAUAGUGAUUCUCAAGAGUUGCAACCACAACAACAACUACAACAACAACUACAUCAACAGCUGCAACCACAGCUGCAACUACAACACCACCGGCAACAGCCAGAUGAAGAUUACGAGGAUGGUUACAUUGUGUGCAUACCUUCUCACGAUCCAAAGUUGAAAAAAUUGACUCUUUCAAGAGAUAUUUAUCCUACACACAUCUUGUUUGCCGCACCUGGAACAAGAGAAGUAGCAGAAACUCGCCAAGCUGGCACUACCUAUCCCAAUUUUAAGCCAACCACUGCAACGCUGUCGAUAGAUACAAGAGAACCAAGAGUUGAUCCCACCUCAUCAUCAUCACCAUCAUCCUCUUUGAAUAGUGUGGAGAGCCAGUUGAAGAAAAAUCCAUAUUCACAGCAACAGACGCAAGCAGUUUCCACAUACACCAACCUUCAAGAUUCCUUACAGCAAAAGUAUAGUCCACCGUCAGCACAACACUCAACCACAACCGCACUUACUGCACCACAAUUGUAUCCUGCACUCUCGUUGAUGUCCCAUUCAUCAAAUCUUCAACACUCACCAACACAGCCACCAACACAGCCACCAACACAGCCACCGAUUACUGCAUCAUUAUCAUCAACAUCGCAGCCACUCUUAUCAGUUACGGCAAGUGGUGACAACAUCAGCACCAACAAUAACAUUGCGCAUUCCAAAUUGAACAAUUUUGAGUAUAUUCGCAGUUGUGAUUUGAAAGUUGUUGAUAUUUUGAAUAAGGGGUUUUUGAAGUAA
Lodderomyces theae is the source of this 1581-nucleotide messenger RNA. It is a transcript of the gene PTH2, whose product is annotated as Pth2p. The record is from RefSeq and is a predicted model, not a curated record. The coding region runs from base 1 to 1581 and encodes 526 amino acids. NCBI's taxonomy places the organism in Eukaryota, Fungi, Ascomycota, Pichiomycetes, Serinales, Debaryomycetaceae. The transcript has a single exon. Gene Ontology annotation, molecular function: DNA binding.